GGAAAAAAAGAAACGGUCCGCCAAACUUUCGGAAAGUACAGUAACCCUGCUCGCCAAAACUUUUAUACAAGAGAAAGUUAAGCAUUAACUCUUUAGAAAACACGCGCGUUGGUCACGAGGGUCCACAAAAUUGACUUUCAUGGAAUGUUUUUAUUAUUUUUUUUAACCUUUUUUUCCCAUAUCGUGUUUCAGUAAGUCCUAUGCCACACCCUCUGAGUUUUGAUUUCACGUUAUGAAUAACUUGAUGCAUGUGAAUGAGUUUCUUCUAUCUUGGAUUAUAAACUGGAUCUGUAGCUUGGUAAGAUGAAAAACGAUGAAAGCAUGGAUGAUGUGAACAAUGAAGUGCCACAAAAUAAUGUGACACUUUUAGCUUAUCAGAGUUCUAAAACCAAAGAAGCCCCAUUAGCCACAAUGGAAGAUACAUCUCCACAUCCACCAAUUUCUAUAAGUCCGCCCCCAAGAGAUCCAUUACUUGAUGACAGUUCACACGAAGAGACCAAUGAACGGGCUACUUUAAACGCAAAAAGCAAUGAGGAUGAUAUGUUAAAUGUCAAAGAUAGUAUAAGACCAAAGCCCGUAAAAGGGACCACUCGUCUUAUUAGUAGUUUAUAUGCUAAGCUUCUUGUUGCUGCCACGGCAAUCCUAGUCACAACUGAGAUAUUGCCUAACAGUGUAUCACUGUUUGAUUAUCAUGGUUACCUAUUCACAUUCCUACUAGGCGCUGCCAUUUUAAGCAUUCUGUGCAUUUACAUGAGCCUGAUAUUGCAAAAAUGUCCCGGUAUGGAGGAACUUGAAGAAUUGGACGAUUCUGCCCCUGAAAUGGAAUCAAUACUAAAAAGAAAGUCAUAUGCUGUACCGGAUAUCAGUAUAUUUUUCAGAGUUGGUGUUUUGGUAUUUGGUUUGGGAACACUUGUUGCCAUUGGCUUAGAAACAGCCACACUAUUUACUAUGGAAACUCCUUGUGUAGAUCAGUUGAACUUCAUUCAACCAAUCAUUCAUGCUAUCUUCACUUUAAUGCAAAUGCAUUUCUUAUCUCUCAAUUCGCAGAAAGCAAUACAGUAUUUAGGAUGGUGUCGACAUAUAGUUUUGAUGCAAUUAGUUGCAACAAAUAUAGCAAUAUGGUUGCGGUUAAUGGUUUGGGAAACAGCGAAAAGUUGGAUUGAUGAUUCUCAUGUGUCUUUAAAUGCUUCUGAACAAUUCCCUCCAGAUGGAUUUAAUGUAACUGCUCAUGCUUCGUUCUCAGAUGGGCAACAUAAGGUUUACAGUUCACCUAACUGUAUAUGGAUGGAACAUGAAGCAGAAAUAGAAAGUCUUCAGCGUCUUAGACACUGUUAUAUGAAUACAACGAUUGGUAUUAUAUGGGAUAAGGCACAACCGUUUAUCAUCCCAUUCAUUGUACAAUUUUGCUUAGUUGGUGCAACAGUAAAUUACAUUCUCUGGGACAGUUUUAGUCAUAGACGAAAAAGAAUUGUGAGAAAAUCAACUAGUUGGUCUCCAAAACGACUAGACGUGUUAGGUUCAAGGGAAAAACUAACUCGCAAAGUCGAUUUUAAGGGAUCGAGCAAAGGUCUUUUUCUGGGUCUCUUAGUAUUAGCAGUUGGAAUAGUUGUCCUUAUUUUGUUCUUUAUUUUGACAAAUAAUGAGAAUCUCAAGGACGAAACACUUUUUAUAAUGAUAACUGUACAUUGUGCUAUUCUUGGCCUUUCUUUCUUAGGUAUUCUUUUAGGUAUCUGCCGAGUUUCGAAAAUGUGUACAGACUACACCAGGCUUCAGAAUUUGCAUACAGUUCUGCAAAAUCUGGGUGUUUUUGCUGUUUAUGUACACGGUAUUUGCUCUCUUGUUGUUGGAUCAACCCAUUUACAAAAUCCUAGAUAUUUAGUGGUAUUCGUUGAUGGAAUUCUCAUGAUUGUUCAGUCAUUUGCCCAAUCCAUUCUCUUUCAUAGAAUAGGUCAAAAAUGUUGCUCAGCGGAAUGCAAGCACGAAUCAUCUAGACCUGGCCGUCAAGUUGUUACAUUUCUCGCAUUUACUAACCUUGUAUUAUGGGUAAUCGAAUCAUUCACUGAUCAUAACCAUGUAUCCAGUCAGUUACAACUUCAGUUCUUUGGUCUCAUUCCAUGGGGUUUGUUAUCACGCCUUCUCUUGCCAAUCGUCAUGUUCUAUCGAUUUCAUUCUUCGGUUUAUUUGAUGGAAGCCUGGAAAUCUGGCUAUAGUAUGGAAGACUGAACUCGAGCAUUUUAUCUGCAUUUUUUCUCUAUCUGCACAAUUAGGUGGAGUCAAAUCCACCCAAAUGUUUCAAAUAUUUUUAAUAUAAAAAUGAAGUUAUGCCAAAGUCUGACAUCCGUCUUGGAUUUUUAAUGUUUUAGCUGUAAAUGUUCUCCGUAUGUUGUGUAUAAAAAAAGCUUUUAAUAUCUGUUACACACGAAGCAUUCACUUUUACUUUUCAUUCUCAUUGUCAUCGAUUAGUUAUUAUGUAUAUUUUUGUAAAUAUUUCUAUUUUAUAUAAAGUAGAAUAACAGAUUUUUGAUUUUUUUCAUACAGUUUCUUUUACGUCUUCUGCUCUGACUUAGUCUACUUGUGUUAAGACAAAAACUGCCAACGGAGUCUCUUUUCCAUUAUUUAAGUAGUUAAGAUACAUAAUGGAAUUGUUAGUUUGACUCAUCACAUUGCUUCAUCACUCUUAUCAUAUUCAUCAAUUUAAUGAAAUGUUUCUCGAUUAAAGGAUAAUGUGUAUUUAAAUAAGAAAUCUCAUUUAGAAAUUAUGUAGACUAAUGAUGUAAUCGAACUAUUUACUUAUUCUAGUUCACAUUUUAAAUACAAUAAAAAAAUAUCAAUAACACUA
Molecule: messenger RNA, 2839 nt
Organism: Parasteatoda tepidariorum (common house spider)
Lineage: Eukaryota; Metazoa; Arthropoda; Arachnida; Araneae; Theridiidae
Product: proton channel OtopLc
Biological process (GO): proton transmembrane transport
Cellular component (GO): membrane
Molecular function (GO): proton channel activity
Source: RefSeq, a predicted model, not a curated record